Messenger RNA from Entelurus aequoreus (snake pipefish), 1468 nucleotides. RefSeq lists its product as uncharacterized. The transcript has 3 exons. Lineage: Eukaryota; Metazoa; Chordata; Actinopteri; Syngnathiformes; Syngnathidae. Gene Ontology annotation, molecular function: nucleic acid binding. Gene Ontology annotation, biological process: DNA integration. The coding region runs from base 296 to 1468 and encodes 390 amino acids. The record is from RefSeq and is a predicted model, not a curated record.
GAUGCCCUCUCCCGUCAGUUCUCAGAGGAAACCAUUGACGAUAUCCCGGAGGAGACUAUCCUUCCUCCCUCCAAAAUUAUUGGCAUGGUCACAUGGGAAGUGGAGGGCCUGGUCAAGGAAGCCCUGAGAGUAAGUCCUGGACCCAAGGGAGGACCUCCCAACAGACUCUUCGUCCCUCGUGAGUUACGACCUCGGGUUCUGGACUGGGGACAUUCCAGUGUUUUCACCUGCCAUCCGGAAUUUCAGCGUACCCUAUCCUUCAUCCGCCGGCGGUUCUGGUGGCCAUCCAUGGCCAAUGAUACCCGUGAGUUCAUUGCUGCUUGUAGCACUUGUGCACGUAAUAAGCCUUCCCACAGACCGCCGGCAGGACUAUUGCUUCCCCUUCCUGUUCCCAGUCGCCCUUGGUCACACAUAUCUCUGGACUUCAUCACUGGUUUUCCACCUUCCCAAGGUAACACCACUAUUCUCACCAUUAUUGACCGUUUUUCUAAAGCCUUCCCACAGACCGCCGGCAGGACUAUUGCUUCCCCUUCCUGUUCCCAGUCGCCCUUGGUCACACAUAUCUCUGGACUUCAUCACUGGUUUUCCACCUUCCCAAGGUAACACCACUAUUCUCACCAUUAUUGACCGUUUUUCUAAAGCCGCACACUUCAUUCCUCUACCUAAACUUCCAUCUUCUGCCGAGACUGCUGAUCUUCUCACAACCCACAUAGUCAGGCAACACGGCAUUCCUGUGGACAUCGUCUCGGACCGUGGUCCCCAGUUCACCUCUCGGGUGUGGCGGAACUUUUGCAAGGGAAUUGGGGCCAAGGAGCUUGAAGCUGCAGUUGCCUCUUCCCGUACACACAUCAAAAGAUGCCAUCAAGUUUGGAAAGCCGCCCGGGCUUCUCUAAUCAGGUCCUCUGAAAGGAUGUGCCGCAGUGCUAAUCAGCGACGCAUCCCGGCUCCCUCGUAUUCUCCGGGUCAACAAGUUCUGCUACGGGCUAAAGAUCUUCAUCUUGAGAUCAAACCAGUUACUACUUCCCCACUUUCUUCACCUGAUCCCACCCCCCCUCCCAGGAUUUUGGACAACGGGGACCCCGUUUGGACCGUUAAGGAUAUUCUCGGGGUCCGUCGGCAAGGAAGGGGGUUAGUUUAUUUAGUUGACUGGGAGGGUUAUGGGCCUGAACAUAGGUCUUGGGUUCCUGCCUCCUACCUUGCUGACCCAUCACUACUGGAAGACUUCUAUCGGGCAAAUCCAGGAGCUCUUCGGCGCUCGUCGGGGGUCUCGCAUAAGGGGGGGCACUGUCAUGACACAAGCACAGUCCGUUCCUCCCUCAUCUGCGGGAGCACUCAGCAGCUCCACUCUGAGUACGUCCAGACACGCCCCCACACGCGCUGCGCAGACCGCACCCACACGCGCUGUGCAGACCGCACCCACAUGCCGCCGCAGCUGGAGACAAUCAUCAAUCAAGACACCUGGCAGUGA